AUGGUAGAAAGGUUCAUUGAGGUAUUCAUGGAUGACUUCUCUGUCUUUGGUGAUUCUUUUGAUCAAUGCUUGCAUAACUUAUCCAAGGUGUUGGCUAGAUGUGAACAGACUAACCUUGUGCUUAAUUGGGAAAAAUGUCAUUUUAUGGUUAACCAAGGCAUAGUUCUUGGUCAUGUCAUCUCUAGUAAAGGAAUCGAGGUAGAUAAAGCUAAGAUUGAUUUGAUUGCCUCCAUGCCCUCACCUACUUCUGUCAAAGAAGUACGUUCUUUCCUUGGCCAUGCAGGUUUCUAUAGGCGUUUCAUUAAGGAAUUUUCUAAGAUUGCGAGGCCUUUGUGCAAUCCCCUUGCCAAGGACAUGGAUUUUGUCUUUGAUCAAAACUGUGAGAAUGCUUUCAAUGCUUUGAAGAAGAUGCUCACAAUUGCCCCAAUCAUUAUACCACCAGAUUGGAGCUUGCCUUUUGAAUUGAUGUGUGACGCCUCUGAUUAUGCUGUUGGAGCUGUUUUGGGACAGCGAGUUGAUAAGAAGCCACAUGCCAUCUACUAUGCUAGUAGAACCCUCAACGAUGCCCAACUCAACUAUUCCACCACAGAGAAGGAGUUAUUAGCUGUCAUAUUUGCUUUAGAGAAGUUCAGAUCAUAUUUGAUUACUAACAAGGUUAUUGUUUACACUGAUCAUGCAGCAUUAAAAUACUUGUUAGCCAAGAAGGAUGCCAAGCCACGACUCAUUAGAUGGAUUCUCUUGUUGCAAGAGUUUGACUUAGAGAUAAAAGAUAAGAAAGGAAGUGAGAAUGUUGUGGCUGAUCAUUUGAGUAGAUUGGUGCAUGUGUCUAACGAAGAGGAGGAUUCAUUGCCAUUGCGUGAAAGCUUCCCUGAUGAGCAACUCUUCUCCAUUUGUGCUUUGAAUUCUCUCAAUCCAUUACCUUGGUUUGCUGAUAUUGUUAACUAUUUGUGCACUAAUGAACUCCCUACAGGGUUAUCUACGUUCCAACGUGACAAGCUUAGGAAGCAAGCAAGAUACUACUUUUGGGAUGAUCCAUAUCUAUUCAAGCAUUGCCCAGACCAAGUAAUUCGAAGGUGUGUGCCUGAAGGUGAUUUUAAGAGCAUUCUGGAGUUUUGUCACUUCCAUGCAUGUGGAGGACAUUUUGGAGCAAAGAAGACUGCCAACAAAGUGCUACAAUCAGGUUUCUUUUGGCCUACCCUUUUUAAGGAUGCGUAUGUUUUUUGUGCUUCAUGUGAUAGAUGCCAACGGAUGGGUAAUUUACAUGCUAGAAAUCAGAUGCCUCUCACCAAUAUCCUAAUCAUUGAAAUAUUUGAUGUUUGGGGAAUUGAUUUCAUGGGCCCUUUUCCUACCUCUUAUGGAUUUGAAUAUAUAUUAGUUGCUGUCGAUUAUGUUUCUAAAUGGGUAGAAGCCAUUGCCACUAGAACUAAUGAUGCUAAGGUUGUGAUCGGUUUUCUCAAAGGAAAUAUUUUUACAAGGUUUGGCACACCUAGAGCAAUCAUUAGUGAUGGUGGCUCCCACUUUGUUAACCAAGCUUUUGCAGCACCCUUGAAGAAAUAUGGAAUCACGCAUAAGGUGGCAACACCCUAUCAUCCCCAAACUAGUGGGCAGGUUGAGAUAAGCAAUAGGAAGAUUAAGCACAUACUUGAAAAGACGGUGAACACCACAAGGAAGGAUUGGUCCAUGCGUUUGGAUGAUGCAUUGUGGGCUUAUAGGACUGCUUAUAAGACACCUAUAGGUAUGUCUCCGUAUAGGCUUGUUUUCGGUAAACCUUGUCACUUACCAGUGGAGCUUGAGCACAGGGCUUAUUGGGCAAUCAAGGCCUUCAAUUUUGAUAUGAAAGCUGCUGGUGAGAAGAGGAGGCUUCAACUCAAUGAGUUGGAGGAGUUGCGACAUGAAGCGUAUGAGAAUGCUAAGCUUUACAAGGAGAAAACAAAGCAAUAUCAUGACAAGAAAAUUCUUAGGAAGACGUUUGAGAAAGGGCAGAAGGUUCUCCUAUUCAAUUCACGCCUUAAGCUCUUUCCAGGUAAGCUUCGUUCUCGGUGGAUUGGCCCUUUUGUUAUUACUAAUGUGUUUGAUCAUGGCGCAGUGGAGAUUCAAAAUAUUAAGGAUGGCAGCACCUUCAAGGUGAACGGACAUCGGUUGAAACCUUACUUUGAUGCCAACUUUGAUGCCAAUAUUGAGUCUCAAGCACUCAAGGAGCCUCUACCACUCUCUUGA
Molecule: messenger RNA, 2217 nt
Organism: Prunus armeniaca (apricot)
Lineage: Eukaryota; Viridiplantae; Streptophyta; Magnoliopsida; Rosales; Rosaceae
Source: the annotation of a GenBank genome assembly